GCUGAAGAGCUUGGUGUUGGAAGAGAAGAUGGACGAGCUGAGUUGGGGCCAGGGCGAUCCAAGGGUGGUUUGUCCAGUGCACAGGGAAAGCCGAAGAAAGGGAGAGGACAAUCAAUAGCCAGAGAGGCGAAGAGAAGCAGACCAUCUACAGAACCAGAUUAUGAAGAUGAAGAUGAUCCGGAUUUGAAUAUGUAUGGGCAUGGUUCACUCAUGUAAGUUGGCAUUUUCUGUUUUGGUGCCUGACACAGUAAGAAACAAAUCGGCGUGUAGCCUUUUUGUUUUGCAUCCCAGAACAGAACUGAACCGAUCCAAGUAAAUCUAGAAACUAAUAUGCCAGCUUUACAUUAUCCAUUACUAUGAAGUUGCAGUGAGGGUUUUAUCAAAUAUUUUAAUCUGUCUAGAAAAAGUGAAGAACUCUAUAUGAUCAUAUGAGGUUAUAAGAGAAAGCAGUUCUAAGAAUGUUAAGAGUGGAAUUGGUUGGCAUGUAUCAUCAUGAUUCAUCAUUUGUGAUGGAAGCUUAAAAUAGAAUUUGUUCUUCUGGGUCCAACUUA
This is a messenger RNA of Camelina sativa (false flax), 551 nucleotides long. The record is from RefSeq and is a predicted model, not a curated record. NCBI's taxonomy places the organism in Eukaryota, Viridiplantae, Streptophyta, Magnoliopsida, Brassicales, Brassicaceae.